Molecule: messenger RNA, 1061 nt
Organism: Chionomys nivalis (European snow vole)
Lineage: Eukaryota; Metazoa; Chordata; Mammalia; Rodentia; Cricetidae
Gene: Cldn18
Product: claudin 18
Exons: 5
Coding region: 109-897 (262 amino acids)
Biological process (GO): cell adhesion; bicellular tight junction assembly
Cellular component (GO): plasma membrane; bicellular tight junction
Molecular function (GO): structural molecule activity
Source: RefSeq, a predicted model, not a curated record
AGGGGACCUUCUGAUUAGGAGACCUCCCUGCGGCCAGGGAGGCCGCACACCUUCCCAGCAGGAGGGUGGUGGCUUGCUCCUGGAGGCCUAGGACCAGCAGCUAAAGCCAUGGCCACCACCACGUGCCAGGUGGUGGGGCUCCUCUUGUCCCUCAUGGGUCUGGCCGGCUGCAUAGCCGCCACCGGGAUGGACAUGUGGAGCACCCAGGACCUGUACGACAACCCAGUAACCUCUGUGUUCCAGUAUGAAGGGCUCUGGAGGAGUUGCGUGCAGCAGAGCUCAGGGUUCACCGAGUGCCGGCCAUACUUUACCAUCCUGGGCCUUCCAGCCAUGUUGCAAGCAGUACGAGCCCUCAUGAUCGUGGGCAUUGUUCUGGGCGUCUUCGGUAUUCUAGUGUCCAUCUUUGCCCUGAAGUGCAUUCGGAUUGGCAGCAUGGAUGAUUCUGCCAAGGCCAAGAUGACCCUGACCUCGGGGAUCCUGUUCAUCAUCUCAGGAAUCUGUGCAAUUAUUGGUGUGUCCGUGUUUGCCAACAUGCUGGUUACCAACUUCUGGAUGUCCACAGCUAACAUGUUCGGUGGUAUGGGUGGGAUGGUGCAGACCGUUCAGACGAGGUACACCUUUGGUGCGGCUCUAUUCGUGGGCUGGGUCGCUGGAGGCCUCACACUAAUUGGGGGCGUGAUGAUGUGCAUUGCCUGCCGUGGCCUGACCCCGGAUGACAGCAACUUCAAAACCGUGUCUUACCAUGCCUCUGGCCAAAAUGUUGCCUACAAGCCUGGAGGCUACAAGGCCAGCACUGGCUUUGGGUCCAACAUCAGAAACAAGAAGAUCUAUGACGGGGGUGCUGCCCGCACAGAGGAAGAUGAACAAUCUCAUCCUACCAAGUAUGACUACGUGUAAGGCUCUAAGAUACCCCCCAGUGGGUGCCGAAGAAACCCUUCCCCAAGAAGAGCUCGCCCCAAACCAAGGACAUUCUACCUUGUUCCAUUAUUGCUUUUGACUGACAGUGGGAAACUUGUAAAGCCUUAAUUUCAUCCAUGGUGAGGUUAGACAGUCUUGGCCAC